AUUCCCGCCCAAUAAAACGCCUCUGUUUCCUUCAUAUUUUGCUUCCCCUCAACCAUUCUUUCUGAUUCUGUCUGAUAUCAAUUCAUUACAUCAUCGCCUCUUUCCUCUCUCCAAUCGUCGAGCUCGUAAAGGCCUAAAAUAUUAUUUACUAACCCGUUGAAACAAAAGGCAAUUUUCUCAAUCGAUCUGGACAGACCAAUCGAUCCAUUGUUUAAAUACUAAAGAGAAGAAAAAAAUGGGAGCAUGUGCAAGCAAGCCUAAGGUUUUGGAAGGUACCGCUCCUGGAAAAGUUCCGGCGCCAGAACUGGCCUCCAACGGUAAUGUAGCAGAUGUGGCGGCGGAAGAAGGAAUUGUGGGUGAUGAUAAACGCCAGUCUCUCGGUAAUUUGUUCAAGAAGAGCGAAGAAGGGAAAGACUCAGAACAAGUAAAAGAGGAGACAUCUACCAUACAAGCUUCUGAACCAUCGGAACCCCAGACAGAAGAAGUUGUGACGGUACUUGAUACCCAUAUAACGACUGACACAACAAAAGCAUCAGAAGUAGAGGUAUCAAAGACAGAGACCCCAGAUGCUAAAACAUCGGUUGAAAAGGCAACAGAAGAAGUAAAAUCAGAAACCGAGACUCCUACAGAGGAGAAAAGGGAGGAAGUAAAAUCAGAAGCAGAGACUCCCUCGGAGAAGAAAGUGGAGGAAGAAAAAUCAGAAACAAAGAAUCCCACGAAAAAGAAAAUUGAGGAAGUAAAGUCAGAAACAGAGAGCACAGAGGCUUCGGUAGAGAAGAAAGAAGAGGAAGUAAAAGAAGCAGUGGAGACUCCAUCAGAGAAGAAAAUAGAAGAAGAUCCCGUAACACAGGAAACAAAAUCUGAAGCUCUAGUGGAGAACAAAACAGAAGAGAAGCCAGCUACGGAGGCAAAGAAACCUGUCAUUGAAGAAAAGAAGUCAGGCAAAUUUUGGUGGGACAAGUAAAUCAUAACGCAAAUGCUUGGAAGAAAAUGGUUCCUUAAUUACUUGAAGGGUUGCAUGUGUGAUUAAUUCAGAUGGUAUGUCAAUGAUUUCAUGUUGAACAAGUUGUUAUGAGCAAAAUUUAAUAUUUCAUUGUUUAAUAUUAUCAUUCUCAUUAUCAUACUAUAUUUUCAUCU
Molecule: messenger RNA, 1137 nt
Organism: Nicotiana tabacum (common tobacco)
Lineage: Eukaryota; Viridiplantae; Streptophyta; Magnoliopsida; Solanales; Solanaceae
Source: RefSeq, a predicted model, not a curated record